GCUCACCAGACCGACUUUUUGGCAUGCUGGCGCGAACGAGUGGACGAUGCCUGCGGCUUGUGGCUGGCCGCCCAGCGCUGCGCCGUCGCUUUCUCCAUGCGACAGCCAUUUCUCUUCAGAGCGCUUUCAGUGUGGAUGAUUGCUCGCCCAUCGAUCUUCUAGCGGCGGAGCGCUUGCAGAUGGCGCAGAGCGUACUCCAGACCACCACCAACGACGACGACCUCGGAGUCGUCUCGGACGUGCUCUUGCGGCUCUCGAUGGCGCGCGAUGUCGCCCGCGCCAAGACGCUCGUGGAGCUGAUGCACGAGAACGAUGUGCUCGCAACGGCGCCAGCGAUGCGCGUCUUCUCGCGCAGCUACUUUCGGGAGCACGCGAAGGACCUGCCGUCGGCGCUGCAGUGGUAUCUCGAGAACCACAAGGCGCUACUGUCACCGACACAGGAGCUGCCUCUGCAAGACGUGCUCGUGCAUCUCGUGGCCCAAGGCCAAGCGGCGGCGGCCAUCGAGUUCUGGCUGCUUUGGUCCGAGACGCUCCUCGAGUUGCCGAUCGACGCCAUUGCGGCGCUUCUUGCCGAGCUCGUGCGCUACGAGCAGUACGAAACCGUUAUUGGUAUGCUCGCGACCAAGCACAAGGAGAGUCUGCAACAGCUCCCGGCCUUUCACAUGGCGCACCUGGAGGCGCUCGUGGGCCUGCGCAAGUACAGCGCCGGACGCUCCCUUCUCCACGAGCUCAGAGCAACGAAUGCAGUGCCGUAUAGCGCUCGCUUGAAGGAGCUUGCCGCGCUCUGCCGCCAGCGACCUGCGACGCAGUCCAAGUAGAUACCUCUAGUCGACUAAAUCUCACCGUGCUCCCAUAUCAUUUUUCAACGGCGCAAUUUAGAGUGAGUCGCUUCC
Messenger RNA from Saprolegnia diclina VS20, 893 nucleotides. RefSeq lists its product as hypothetical. Bases 24 to 818 code for a protein of 264 amino acids. Lineage: Eukaryota; Oomycota; Saprolegniomycetes; Saprolegniales; Saprolegniaceae. The transcript has a single exon. The record is from RefSeq and is a predicted model, not a curated record.